This is a messenger RNA of Myodes glareolus (Bank vole), 7296 nucleotides long. RefSeq names its product shisa family member 6 (gene Shisa6). Gene Ontology annotation, cellular component: postsynaptic density; postsynaptic membrane; AMPA glutamate receptor complex. NCBI's taxonomy places the organism in Eukaryota, Metazoa, Chordata, Mammalia, Rodentia, Cricetidae. The record is from RefSeq and is a predicted model, not a curated record. Gene Ontology annotation, biological process: regulation of short-term neuronal synaptic plasticity; regulation of AMPA receptor activity.
CCGGAGGCGGGCAGCCGGCGGGGACAGUCCGCGGCAGCGGCGGCGGCGGCCAGCGCGACCGUCACUUACGAAACGUGCUGGGGCUACUACGACGUGAGCGGCCAGUACGACAAAGAGUUCGAGUGUAACAACAGCGAGAGCGGCUACCUGUACUGCUGCGGCACCUGCUACUAUCGCUUCUGCUGCAAGAAGCGCCACGAGAAGCUGGACCAACGCCAGUGUACCAACUACCAAAGCCCGGUAUGGGUGCAGACGCCCAGCACCAAGGUGGUGUCGCCGGGGCCCGAGAACAAGUAUGACCCGGAGAAGGACAAGACCAACUUCACCGUCUACAUCACCUGCGGGGUGAUCGCCUUCGUCAUCGUAGCAGGCGUCUUCGCCAAGGUCUCCUAUGACAAGGCCCACCGCCCCCCGCGAGAGAUGAACAUCCACAGGGCUCUGGCUGACAUACUAAGACAACAGGGACCAAUCCCCAUAGCACACUGUGAAAGAGAAACCAUCUCGGCCAUCGAUACCUCUCCCAAAGAGAACACACCGGUCCGAUCAACCUCGAAAAACCACUACACCCCUGUGCGCACGGCUAAGCAGACUCCAGGGCAUUAUGGGAAGGAUGCUUACCGAAGUGGAGGACCAGAUCUCCAUAACUUCAUCUCAUCUGGAUUUGUCACAUUAGGAAGAGGACACACGAAGGGUGAUCGCCAGUAUAACCAUCCGAUCUUAAGCAGUGCUACCCAGACCCCUACGCACGAGAAGCCCCGGAUGAACAACAUCCUGACGUCGGCCACCGAACCCUACGAUCUGUCCUUCUCACGUUCUUUCCAGAACUUAGCCCACUUGCCUCCAUCAUAUGAAUCUGCUGUGAAGACCAAUCCGAGCAAGUACUCAUCUCUGAAGAGGCUAACUGACAAGGAAGCUGAUGAGUAUUACAUGAGGCGGAGGCACCUUCCAGACCUCGCAGCCCGUGGCACCCUCCCCCUCAACGUCAUCCAGAUGUCUCAACAGAAGCCGCUGCCUCGAGAACGGCCACGCAGGCCCAUCAGGGCCAUGUCCCAGGACAGGGUCCUGUCCCCACAGCGGGGCUUGCCUGAUGAAUUUGGCAUGCCCUAUGACCGAAUCUUGUCUGAUGAACAGCUGCUCUCCACAGAGCGCCUGCACUCCCAGGACCCGUUGCUGUCUCCAGAGCGGACGGCCUUCCCAGAGCAAUCGCUGUCGCGGGCCAUCUCGCACACGGACGUCUUUGUGUCCACGCCAGUGCUGGACCGCUACCGUAUGACCAAGAUGCACUCCCAUCCCAGUGCCUCCAAUAACUCCUAUGCCACCCUGGGCCAGAGCCAGACGGCAGCCAAGCGCCAUGCCUUUGCUUCCCGCAGACACAACACGGUGGAGCAACUGCACUAUAUCCCGGGCCAUCACACCUGCUACACAGCCAGCAAGACCGAAGUGACCGUGUGACCGGCAGCGUGGCCGGGCUGCUUGGCAGAGCGAGGGCAGGACAGAGCAGAGCAGGGCAGGGAUGAGGAGCACAGAGUCCAGCCUUGCUCUCCUCUCCUCCCCUCCCCGGUUCCCCCUAUUGGAACUGGAGGUGGGCUGCCUUUGUCCAGAAAGCCAUACCCCCCCAGGGACAUGGCGCCAAUGCCUGGUCCAACAAGCACAGACCCAGGCUAUAGAGCUCUUUCUCUCCCAGUAGAAUCCUCCCCGUUGCGAAUGAGAAGAGUGGUAAGGCCCCAGUCUUUCCUACCACCCGCGCCACUCCCUCAGUCCCCGCCCCCGCCCCGCCCCCAUCCCUUCCUGGAGACUCAAUCGCAGGUUCUUCCAGCCGGUGGACCCUCCCCGCGAAGGUAAAUCCGAAGCUGCCUGAGUUUGAACAGCCAGCCGGCCGGCCAGCGGGUGCAGUCAGUGGGCUGACCGAAUAGGCUACUCGGUCUCCUUCCUGUAUCUAGAACCGCAUCACAGAAAUCUCUUAGUGCCUAAAAACUGCCUGCUCGCUCUCAGCCAGAGAGCUGCUGUGUCCAUAAGCACAAUACGAUUCUCUUCUGCCUGCUGGAACUCUGGUCUCUACCGAGCGGCCCCUCCCUCGCUGAGCCCUGCAGCCCCCAAACAGGAAGGGUCCUCUUCCUUUAGCUGCUUGGUUGCCGCUGCCUCUGUACUGUGGGGGCUGUGCUCUCCCAGCCUUCACUGUUUCUCCUCAAACCUCCCUGGGGCUUUUUAGCUCUUGCCCCCCAGAGAGGAGUAGCGAUGGGUUGCCAGGACUUUAGAAGUGCCUUGGCAGCCAUUUGAUCGUCUCCCCACUCCCUCCAGGCCACUGGGUCUGAACUAGGACCUCCUCUCAGGCCUGCCUUCUUCACCCGCGCUCUGCUCCCAGGAGGCAUCUGCAGCAGGCAGAGAGCUAGGGUGGGGAGGGCCACUGUGAUGCCCAAGAUCUCAGGGGCUCACCAUUCCCAUUUUCUAGGGCUCUGUCUGUCCCCCACCCAUGAGCCUCAGGCAGGAUGGAAAAAGUUUCCAGACAGAAGCAGCUUAGCCGGUGAACAGGCAGGAGCUCUCUGACGUGGUCAUGCCGGAUCCUGUGCACGCCUUUCCACCAGCCCCCCCCCCGCACCGCGCCCCCUCCGCAACCUUUUUCUGUUUAGAACUCAUUCUCUCUUCCUGUGUUCCCUCUCCCACCUACCUCCCCACCUCACCCCCUGCAGCUCCGUUACUUUCCUCAAACCAGUGGAUCCAAGGAAUCAAGACCAAUUGACAGAUGCAAAUAAAUAUAAUGGUGUCCCAGGAUGUUGUUCUGGGGCCACAUCAACCCCUCCUCCUUGCAGGGGUACUUGGGCACAUGGUAGGGGCUCCUGGCAGCUCCACUGCCCGCCCACCUCAGCCCCCUCUUUGCCUCCAGUCUGAAGGUGGACAAUGUGUGACCAACUACUGGGAAACUAUAAAUGAGAGCAAUCCCGCUCCUCCAUGAUUAGGAGGAGUUCGUCCCACCCCCAAGGGUCAGGGCCCCUUUCUGGUCUGGGACUGGGAAGAAUCAGCCCAAGACUGCUGGUGGAGUGACCUAAGAAGCAGAACCAUCGCUUACCAGACUCCAACAGCAACGUCCAAAAGUCAGAUUUUAUGUCCCCUCAGUUCUGCAUGGAUAUUGCCCUUAAAAAGCAAGGUGGUAAGAAAUUUGUAUUUGUCCUGGUCAUUUUUAAUCUAGCCAAGUCUACUUCUUCUUCAUGAAGAAGUCCGUGGGCUGCUUCCCCUUACUGCUUUGAAGAGCUGUAAGUUUUCCUACACCCUUCCCCAUAAUGUCCCCUCUGUGAGAGCAGGAGUGUUCUUCAGAACCCGGAAGGAUGGAAGCUGGAGUUUCCAAAGACAGGCCUUAGCUUCCCCACUGCCUGGGUAUCUCUGGGACCAUGGGGCCAGGAGUUCCCUGGUCCCUGCUCUUUCCUCCCUACAAACACAUAAACCUUCCUAAGGGCUGGUUCCCAUGGGUCUAUGAGCUUUGGUUGCAGAAGGUAAGGCUCACGGGAAGAGAAGAACUCACUCCAAUAGAGAGUAGCUCGCUUCCAGAAGCAAAGGCAUGUCCUACAACUGGCACCCAGCCCAGUCCCCUGUAACUCUCUGACCCUUAGCUAGCCCCUUUAAAGGCUGUGUGCUGGUGGAGAGCCGAAAGGUUGAGAUUGUGGUAGGCGAGAAUCCCCUCCCAGGUGUCUGGACAUCCCCUGGAGAAUCUUCCAGAUGGCUAUUUAAUUCUCUACACCUUGGGGAACAAAAUCUUACCCCAGGCUCUUUCCCCACCUUGGCGCUGGCAAAAGCGUCUGUCUGUCUAUCUUCCUCUCUGUCUGUCUGUCUGUCUCAGGGGUUGUUUUUUCAAACUUAUUAGUUGAUUUCAAAUGAUUUCUCAUCCCUGCCUUACCAUCUUCUGGUAUAAAAUAACUGACAUCGGUUACGUCAGAACGCUUGCUUCUCCCGAAGGCUUUAUCUUCGGCUUCAUGCUCGGAAGGAGAGGCAUAGUAACAGAGACAGAAGUCUACAGACUAGUCUGAUCCAGUUCCCUACUCCAAACUCCGGAAAACUGUGUCUUAACUACGACAUGGAAAUACACAACCCCUCCUCCAGUUUUGCAUGACUCGUUUAAAUUACCUAUAGUCAACCAUGAUCCAGAAAUAGUAACAUUUGUCAUAACCCUUUUGAGAGCGUCCACAAUCGCAUAGCUUUUAUUACGGUAUAUUCUUAUAACUUGUCCUAUUUUAUUGUCAAUCUCUUGCUGUGCCUAAUUUACAAAUCAAACUUUAUUGUAUGUGUAUGUAUAUGAAGAAAACAUAAAACACAUAGAGAGUCUCGUACUAUGUGUGGUUUCAGGCACUCAUCGGGAUUGGUGGAGCUUAUCCCUCGGUGAUAAGGGAAAACCACUAGAUCCCGUCAACUCACCCAUCACUCCAGAAACAGCGAGCUAUUUGGCUAUAUGAACUCACUUGAGAGUGUCUGGGGCUGGAACCCAGAUGUCACUGUUUCUAGCCCAAGCAGGCUGGUGUUCUCUGUCACACGUAGAAGGGUCAUGGCUCCCUCAUGAUAAACACUCAUAUUCCAAGCAAAGGAAACUUAAGAUUUCCCUCUGUCUGUUUUGUUCCUUUGUGCAUGUCUCUACUGCCCUAGACUGGGUGUGUCCAGGUCUUAUUUGCCCCAAGUGUUCUUCCUGAAGGUUUCUCACCACCCCUGUCCUUCCAGUGUUCCUUUCCCACUUCCUCCAGUGAACUCAUGACUCCACCUAUUCGUGAGCCACAAAAUUCCUUAACCUCCUAACUGGACUUUGAUCUUCAGAAUUCCCCCAGUUUCUUAGGCAAUGUGUUUCCCUUAAGAAGCUCCAGUCCUUUUCCCAGCUAAAAUCUCUCCCUUUCUUUCCUCUCUCACUCCUAGCCUUCAAAGCCAGUUUCCUCUGGCCUUCCCGCCAUUUCCCUCUCCACUCAUCAACCUUCCUCCAGUCCUAGUUUCGUUCGCCUGGACCUGCUGAAAUCUCUAGUUUUGACAAUUGGAGCUCUUGAUGUAAACUGUGGAGGAUUCUUGACAUUCUUUGAGUCCUUCGUUUGCCUCGUUGGCUUGUUACACUUCCUCACAUGGAAAAUGAUGCCCCAAGGGGUGAAGCCCUGGGGCUCCCCCAUCCCUCUGAUCUCCGAAAGGGAAGGGAGAGAGCUGCCUGAUCAGAGGUACCAUGGCCAAAAGAUCAGCUUUGAUUCCUGCAGCUACCAGAUUCAAGAAGCUCUUGACUCAGACUGCUGCUUGUCCAGAGUCUUCUGCGCUGGCCAAAGAUCCAUCCCCUUUGAUGCCUGUAGCUCUUGUUCUGUUCCAACACCUUCUUCUAGUGAACAUCACAGCUUUCCCUUCAUCCAAAGACAUGACUCGUAAGUCUUCAAGGAUGGAGGAGCAGUCAUCCCAACAUCGCUGCCACCAAACUCAAUCCAUUGCCUUGGGAGAGCUCUUAGCUGUCAUCUUCUUCAGCUCUCAUUCCUUCCACAGAUGUCUGUGGACUGGACCCAGUAUCAUAGUUUGGAAGGGCUGCCCAUCAUUUGGGCCCUAGAAGGCGCUUGCUCUGAGAGGAGCCAGCACUUUAGCUCCCACACACAUUCCCUUGCCAUCCUCUCUGAAUCUGAGGAACUGUGAAAUGUUUCCAGGAGGCUUGCUGUGCUUUAACGAAGUAUUUUCAGGACGUAGGAGUUAUUUUUAUAAGUGAUGCAUUUUGAUGCUAGGUUUAACAUGAAAGACAAAAUCUUUCUGACCCCUCUCUUUGAUUUUGGAAAGUGGCAUAUCAGAGAGAGAGGAGGCGGGGGGGAAUCAAGGCUCCAGAAACAUGGCUUCUAGGUCUGGCUUUUGUCUACAUCUUGCCAUGUGACUAAUGGGCAAGUCACAUUCCAGUUCAGUGCCUCAGUUUCCCCACCAAUAAAAUGAGGGGUUUUGACUAGAUGAGUCCCCAAAGUUUCAUUCAGCUUUAGGGUUUUCAUUCUCUUUCUUCAUUUCUACAUUCCUUUCCCUUUUCUACAUUCAUCCCCACUUGAACUGAGCUGCACCCAUCACGCUCUGCCUGCCCUGUGGCAGCAUCCUCAGAAGCCCUAGACAGUCACCAGACUCCUCGCCAGAUGCUGGGUGGAAGGAACCAAUGGACUCAGUCACACAUGGAUACUCUUGUUUCUGAAAGUUAAGGCCUGACCACUCAACAGGUCGCCAACCGUGUGUCUCAGAAGCCUCUCAUAUAAACAUACCUAAACCACCUGAGUGUCUGUUGCUGCGACAUUCUGAGUUCGGAGUUUUCAUUUCUGAUGUCCUUAUAGCUGGAGGGAGGGAACUCUACUUUCAGAGAGGGGACAAGCUGAAAGAAAAGGGUCUAGAUGUCUGAUCGUGACAUUUGGGCACAGAGUUUGUAUUUAAGAUCAGAUGAGAUAUUUGUUCCAUGUCUCAAAGGAGCACGCUUGGCAGAGGCUCUGUGUGACAAGGGGUGCCAUUAUACCCCAUGCCACAGCGUGCAUCCUGAAGACCACGUCAGGAUGCUGAAACUCCAUCCCAACAGCAAAGGACGAGGCAUCACCACCUGGGUUGCUGGGAGACGGGUUCUCACCCCAUCCCAGUAUCUUUGUGGCCCCUCUUUGUGAUACUAUCCUCCUCCCCAUGAAGGCUUGUGAAGCACCAAUGGAAAUUCCAAGUCCCCAUCGUCUAACCCGUCUUGUAAAUCGCAAACACAUUAAUUAACCUUCCAUCAUUCAGAAAAAUAAUGCUGUGUGUUUGCUUGACAGCCUCCCUUGUGUGGGAGGAGAAGACCCUGCUCAGCUUUGCUGCCAGCCCUCCAACGACCCUCAAAUGCCACUCCAUCAAGAGGACCCAUUCAUUUGCUUCGUAGUGGCCAAAGACAUCUCUAGUCCUGUAAACUCAACUAGAUGUUUUGUAGUAAAGAAUUCUUGAAAUUCUCUAAUAAAAGGCAAUUCUUACUGUAACAUUUUUAGUUGGGGAACACAAUUUCCUAAGGGGGGGUUAAGGAACAUUUUUACUCGUUAGCUGGAUUUAUGGAUUCUAUGUUUAUUAUAUGGAAGCAUUAUGAAAAGUACCUUUCUAUCCGUACCUCUGCAGUUUCUCCAUCACUCACAUGAACCCUUCCCAAUGAGCAGUGCCCCCAGUUACUGCUUCUGUACAAAUCUCAUCAUUCUCCUUCGCUGUCAAAGCACACCCUACAUGUACUGUACACAGAGAUUGCUUUAGUGAGAUUUAGUCUUAAGGAUUUUUUUCCACUUUUGUCAGUAACAGAUAUUUAUGGAUUAAAAGAAUAAAGCUGUUUCAACAUAA